Penicillium chermesinum is the source of this 831-nucleotide messenger RNA. Its product is annotated as ubiquitin-conjugating enzyme E2. NCBI's taxonomy places the organism in Eukaryota, Fungi, Ascomycota, Eurotiomycetes, Eurotiales, Aspergillaceae. The record is from RefSeq and is a predicted model, not a curated record. The coding region runs from base 1 to 831 and encodes 276 amino acids. The transcript has 3 exons.
AUGGCAACAAAGGCAGCCUUCAAGCGGCUUACUCGCGAAUACCAAAACAUCCAGAAGAACCCGCCUCCAUUUAUCAUCGCUCAUCCUUCAGAGUCUAACAUUCUUGAGUGGCACUAUAUCCUAACUGGGCCUCCCGGGACUCCUUACGAGAAUGGCCAAUAUUGGGGUACUUUGAUAUUCCCUCCCGAGUAUCCCUUUGCGCCGCCAGCGAUUCGCAUGCACACCCCCAGCGGUCGAUUUCAACCUUCUACACGGCUUUGUUUGAGCAUCAGUGAUUUCCACCCCAAGUCUUUCAACCCCGCCUGGGAGGUUUCAACGAUCUUGAUUGGGUUGCUGUCAUUCAUGACGAGCGAGGAAAUGACGACGGGAAGUGUUAGUGCGUCAGAGGCGGAGCGCCGAGUGUUUGCUGCACGAUCUCGAUGGUGGAACUCCACCGGGGGCGGAUCGCAUGUCGUUGCCACGCCUGGGGUCGCGCGAACCUCAAAGGGAAUCAAUAAUGUGAAGGCUGGCGAUGGAGGACUAAAGUUCCGUACGGAAUGGCCUGAGUUAGACCAACAGAACUGGGCGUGGAUGAAGGAGCAUCGCAUCGACACCCACACGGGCCAGAUCCUACCCGAUCCCAACGCCCCUACUAAAUGCUCACCGGAAACCAGUGCUCUCCGUCGACGUCCAAAUGGAAGCACCCCUGGACUUGGAGCAGUAAUGGAGGGAGGCCAUGUAGCUCGGGAAGCCGGCCAAGGAUGGGCCCGCCGUAAUAGGGUCUGGAUCGGGUUAGCGGUGCUUCUUGGGUAUGCGUUACUCUCACGACUUGUGAGUGACGUUCAGGGAUGA